CCUCGAGAGCCAAGGAACCAAGGGCAGGACGAAGCGGGCGGCAGCAACUCCAGCCCGCGUUUUAGUCAGGCAGUACGUCGGGCGCCUGGCCAGGCUGGGCACGAGAGAAAAAAGCGCUCUGUUCUGCUGCCCCCGCGAGACGCGCUACCCACUUUCGUCCUCUCCGGCUCAAGAUGGUGUCCUCCCGAGCAAUUGGCAGCCUCCCACGCUUCACUGCCCCAGAACCCAUAUCAGCUAUGGAGUCAAAGGGGAUGUGGCAGUUAUUCGAAUUAAUUCACCCAAUUCAAAGGUAAAUACACUGAAUAAAGAGCUACAUUCAGAGUUCACAGAAGUAAUGAAUGAAAUCUGGACCAACGAUCAAGUCAGAAGUGCCGUCCUGAUCUCCUCGAAGCCAGGCUGCUUUAUUGCAGGUGCAGAUAUCAACAUGCUCGCCUCUUGCAAGACCUCUCAAGAAGUAACACAGUUAUCACAGGAAGGACAGAGAAUGUUUGAGAAACUCGAGAAGUCCUCAAAGCCUAUUGUGGCCGCCAUCAGUGGAUCCUGCCUGGGAGGAGGACUUGAGCUUGCUAUUGCAUGCCAAUACAGAAUAGCAACAAAAGACAGAAAAACAGUAUUAGGUACCCCUGAAGUCUUGCUGGGCAUCCUACCAGGAUCAGGAGGCACACAGAGGUUACCUAAAAUGGUGGGCGUGCCUGCUGCUUUUGACAUGAUGCUGACUGGUAGGAACAUCCGUGCAGACAGAGCAAAGAAGAUGGGUCUGGUUGACCAGCUGGUGGAACCCCUAGGACCAGGAAUAAAACCUCCAGAGGAACGGACGAUUGAAUACCUAGAAGAAGUUGCAGUUACUUUUGCUAAAGGACUAGCUGAGAAGAAGAUCUCUCCUAAAAGAGAAAAAGGAUUGGUGGAAAAAUUGACAUCAUACGCCAUGACCAUUCCAUUUGUCAGGCAACAAGUUUAUAAGAAGGUGGAAGAAAAAGUGCGAAAGCAGACUAAAGGCCUUUAUCCUGCACCUCUGAAAAUAAUUGAUGUGGUCAAGACUGGACUCGAGCAAGGGAAUGAUGCUGGUUAUCUCUCUGAAUCUCAGAAAUUUGGAGAGCUUGCAAUGACCAAAGAAUCAAAGGCCUUGAUGGGACUUUACCAUGGCCAGGUCCUGUGCAAGAAGAAUAAGUUUGGAGCUCCACAGAGGGAUGUGAAGCAUCUAGCUAUUCUGGGUGCAGGACUGAUGGGAGCCGGCAUUGCCCAGGUCUCCGUGGAUAAGGGGCUGAAGACCAUACUGAAAGAUGCCACACUAGCCGGGCUGGGCCGAGGACAGCAGCAGGUGUUCAAAGGAUUGAAUGAUAAAGUGAAGAAGAAAGCCCUAACAUCCUUUGAAAGAGAUUCCAUCUUCAGCAACUUGACUGGGCAGCUCGAUUACCAGGGUUUUGAGAAGGCCGACAUGGUGAUCGAGGCUGUGUUUGAGGACCUCAGUCUCAAGCACAAAGUGCUGAAGGAAGUAGAAGCCGUGAUUCCAGAUCACUGUAUCUUUGCCAGUAACACAUCUGCCCUCCCAAUCAGUGAAAUUGCUGCCGUCAGCAAAAGACCUAAAAAGGUGAUCGGCAUGCACUACUUCUCCCCCGUGGACAAGAUGCAGCUGCUGGAGAUCAUCACGACUGAGAAGACCUCCAAGGACACGACCGCAUCAGCUGUGGCCGUCGGUCUCAAGCAGGGGAAGGUCAUCGUUGUGGUUAAGGACGGGCCUGGCUUCUACACCACCAGGUGUCUUGCGCCCAUGAUGUCGGAAGUCAUCCGGAUCCUCCAGGAAGGCGUUGACCCUAAGAAGCUGGAUUCCCUGACCACAAGCUUUGGCUUUCCUGUGGGUGCUGCCACACUGGUGGAUGAAGUUGGCGUGGAUGUUGCAAAACAUGUGGCAGAAGAUCUAGGCAAAGCCUUCGGGGAGCGGUUUGGGGGCGGAAACAUAGACCUGCUGAAGCAGAUGGUGUCCAAGGGCUUCCUGGGUCGCAAGUCUGGGAAGGGCUUUUACAUCUACCAGGAGGGUGUGAAGAAUAAGAGUGUGAAUUCCGACAUGGACAGUGUUUUGGCAAGUGUGAAGGUGCCGCCUAAGCCUGAGGUCUCCUCUGACGAAGACAUCCAGUACCGCCUGGUGACAAGGUUUGUGAAUGAGGCAGUCUUGUGCCUGCAGGAAGGGAUCUUGGCCACGCCUGCAGAGGGAGACAUCGGAGCCGUCUUUGGCCUUGGCUUCCCCCCUUGUCUCGGAGGGCCCUUCCGCUUCGUGGAUCUGUACGGUGCUCAGAAGAUCGUGGACCGGCUCCGGAAGUACGAGGCUGCCUAUGGAAAGCAGUUCACCCCGUGCCAGCUGCUCCUGGACCAUGCCAGCAGCCCUAGCAAGAAGUUCUACCAGUGAGCAGGCCACGGGCCCUGUUCAGUCAGCGCACUACCCUGCACAGGGCUGCUGCUUCUCCACCAAUCGGGUGUCUAGAUUUAUCCCAGUAACCAGAGGAAGGCGGACUUGGGCAUUAGGUUGCUCCUUGAUUAAAAGUGCCUUCAGCUCUGACCACCUCUCCAUCCUGGUGAAGUCUGACUGUGAAGAGUUUGCACUUCAUGUUGGAAGGUGGAGCCCACUGUGCUCAUUUGAUAAGGCCCAAGGCCCAAAGCAGCAGCACAGAGCCAUCUGGAGCCAUCUUUGCUACCUGUUCCUCCCAGGAAGCCAGUGGUGAUCACUGGUGGGGAGGACAGUUUUGCACCCAGCCAAACAUAACAAUAAAAACCAAAUCAGCCUCUCUA
This is a messenger RNA of Tupaia belangeri chinensis (Chinese tree shrew), 2781 nucleotides long. It is a transcript of the gene HADHA, whose product is annotated as hydroxyacyl-CoA dehydrogenase trifunctional multienzyme complex subunit alpha. Gene Ontology annotation, molecular function: enoyl-CoA hydratase activity; long-chain (3S)-3-hydroxyacyl-CoA dehydrogenase (NAD+) activity; NAD+ binding. Lineage: Eukaryota; Metazoa; Chordata; Mammalia; Scandentia; Tupaiidae. The record is from RefSeq and is a predicted model, not a curated record. Gene Ontology annotation, biological process: fatty acid beta-oxidation. Gene Ontology annotation, cellular component: mitochondrion; mitochondrial fatty acid beta-oxidation multienzyme complex.